Molecule: messenger RNA, 1662 nt
Organism: Boleophthalmus pectinirostris (great blue-spotted mudskipper)
Lineage: Eukaryota; Metazoa; Chordata; Actinopteri; Gobiiformes; Gobiidae
Gene: rusf1
Product: RUS family member 1
Exons: 15
Coding region: 231-1391 (386 amino acids)
Source: RefSeq, a predicted model, not a curated record
CCGAGGGGCGGGGCUAAGCGCGCUCCGUUAACUCCCGCCCUCUUCCGCUCACUGACCAAUCAGAUCACGCCAAAUAGAAAACACGGAAACGACACAAAAACAUCACAAUCUGCCCCGUGUCCCGUGAAAUACCGACAACCCCACCGCCCCACCGUCCUACAACCCCACCGUCCACGGGGUCAUCUGACCGUCCCCGGUUGUGUGUUUCCGUCCCCGGGGUCAGGACCGUGAUGUCUGCGGGCUCCGUGGGGCCUCUUCUCGCCUCGGAGCGCUACGGGAGCGCGGGGGUGUGGAGUUACCGGGCGGAGGGAGCGGAGAUCCGGAGACAGAGAGACGGACCCGGGGGACACACGGGGACCGGCCUCCGCGACAUCUUCAAAAGCGUGUUCCUGCCUCAGGGUUUUCCAGAGAGCGUCAGCGCCGACUAUCUCCAGUACCAACUGUGGGACACUGCACAGGCUUUCUGUUCUUCUCUGUCGGGGACGUUGGCGACUCAGGCGUCGCUCAAAGGAGUCGGAGUCGGAAACCAGGAGGCGACAGUCGCAGCGGCAACAACAACCUGGAUCCUCCGAGACGGCUCGGGGAUGUUGGGGAGGAUCCUGUUUGCCUGGAGUAAAGGAACCAAACUCGACUCUGAGGCCAAGAGAUGGAGACUCUUCGCAGACGUUCUGAACGACGUGGCGAUGUUCAUGGAGAUCCUGGCUCCGUUUUUCCCGUCGUUCCUCGCCAUCGUUUGCACGGCCGGAGUCUUCAAGUCGAUCGUCGGCGUCGCCGGAGGAGCGACUCGCGCCGCCCUGACCGUCCACCAGGCCCGACGAGACAACAUGGCCGACAUCUCUGCCAAAGACGGGAGCCAGGAGACCUUGGUGAACUUGGCUGGGCUCCUGGUCAGUUUGCUCCUCAUUCCUCUCGUCACAGAAAACGCUCCGUUGACGCUCUUCCUCUUCGCGCUCUUCACCUUCCUCCAUCUCGUGUCCAACUUCAAAGCCGUCCGCGCCGUCGUCAUGGAAACGUUCAACGAAGCUCGACUCGACCUCGUCUGGAGAAACUUCGUCCAAAACGGCCAAAUCCUGACGCCGCGACGCGCCAACGAGAGAGAACCCGUCUGCAACUGGUUCGUUGGUUCUGUUCCGGUUCUGUUGGGAGUUCGGCUGCAGGAUCUCGUCCACAGUCCAGAGGAGUUUGAGCGAGUGACCAGACGGGGGCAGGAGAGACGCUUCCUCAUCGGGGUCAGAAACGGAUUCUUGGAUCUUUUGGACCAAAGUGAAAAACUUGUGGAGAAACAUUUUGACUCUUUUAUGAAAUCUCUGGAUGAGACCGAGUGGGACACGAGCAGAAACCAGUUGAACUGGGACGAGUGGAGGAUCCAGAUCAAAUCCAAAUCAAACUGAACCGGGGCCUUUGUCUGACCCGACCGACCCGACUGACCCGAUGGACCCGACCGACCCGAUGGACCGGACUGACCCGACUGACCCGACCGACCCGACCGACCUGAUGGACCGGACUGACCCGAUGGACCGGACUGGCCCGACCGACCACGUUUGACCUUUGACCAAAGUUUCUAAUUUUUUAAAAGUUAAAUGAAUUUUUGUUUGAGCCAGUUUUCCUUUGGGGUUUUUUUGGAAUUUCAUAUUAAAAAUAAAAUAAAAUGUAGAAUCGUCA